Messenger RNA from Echinostoma caproni, 1212 nucleotides. NCBI's taxonomy places the organism in Eukaryota, Metazoa, Platyhelminthes, Trematoda, Plagiorchiida, Echinostomatidae. The record is from the annotation of a GenBank genome assembly.
AUGGAUAUUUGUAUCGGUAUAGAUAUUGGGACUCAAAAUUCAUGUAUUGCCUUACCGUGGAAGAGCACUAUCGAUUUUGUGGAAAAUCACCGCGGCAGCAAACAGACCCCAACAUGUGUCGGCUUUGAGGAUGGCCUCAGAAUUUACGGUGACGAUGCCCUGGAUCAGAAGGAAGUCAAUAUCAAAGAAACAAUCGAUAACUUCACUGCGUUUAUUGGUCGAGAUGUUGACGAACAAAUGCGAGAAUUUUGUGAUAGUUGUUCGUAUGAUCUUGAUCUAUCCGAAAGGGGGAAGGUGAAAAUAAAGGUGAAACAUUCUGGUCAGGACUACUUGUUCAAACCGGAACAACUUCUAGCAAUGCAUUUAUCGAAUCUGUGCAAAAUAGCCAGUGAAUACAGCUCCCGUGAUGUGAACAGAGUUGUUCUCAGUGUGCCUGUGUUCUAUUCGGCUGAACAACGUGGUGCUCUGCUUGACGCAUGCGAAAUUGCCAAUAUACAAUGCGAGGCUCUUGUGAAUGAGACGACUGCAGUGGCCGUGUGGUACUAUCUAUUCAGCUCGCAAAUCCCGACUUCGAAUGAACUAACUCGUCGUGUGGUCUUUGUGAAUGUGGGACACAUGCACACUCAGGUUGCGGUGUUUGCUUUCACUCAUAGCACGAUAGAAUUGGUAUGCACUGAGUCCGAUUCGAAUUUGGGCGGUUGGCAUUUUGAUCAAAUUAUUUACAAUCAGUUGAAGACAGAAUAUUGUGAGAAAUAUAUGGUUAAUCAGGUUGAUCCGAAGUCCUAUACGGCUGUACAUCUGAGGAGUCAAUGCGCUGAGGUGAAGUCCCGAUUGUGUUGGAGUCCGAACGAUGUGUCAGUGCAUGUUGAUGGACUGCCGGAUGGACAUGUACUGAGCACGGUUGUACGACAAGCUACUUUUGAGGAAUCCAGCAAAGAUCUGUUGGAACGGUUUCGCGAAUUGUUCCAGCGAUGUUUAAAUUCGUCUGGGCUGGGAAGAGAACAGCUGGAUGCAGUUGAAAUGGUUGGUAGUGGGUUCCGUCUACCUUCCAUCAAGCGUGUGACAGAAGAAGUUUUUGGUUUGAAAUGUGGAGUGUCGAUUCAUGAGAAGGAAUCCGUGGCCGGUGGAUGUGCUAUUUAUGUGAGCAGCGCUUUUCUAAUAAAGAAUGGUGAAGAAUUUUUGUAUCUAUUCACACCGGUUGGUAAUUGUUAG